GUUAUAGUAUUACCAUUGGUCUACUAUGAUGUGCCAAAAGCUGAAACUUGUGAUCCGUUUUUUGCUGACCAUGCACUUGAUCAGUGAAUCAAUUUCUCUGGUCGAGCUUAAGAACAUAAAGUGUGAAUCAUUGGAUGAGGAAUUUAGCACUUUUGACUAUUGCUAUUUGAAAUCUGUGAACCGUUCAUACAAGUAUUUUUCGCUCAGAGUCAAAUUGUUAAAACUCCCAGUAACCAAUGCCAAGGUUAAUGGUGCACUCUACCAACGACUCAAUGGAUAUAAGCCCUUUUUAUACAACAUAACGGUGGAUGCCUGUAAAUUCUUCAAGAAUCAGAAGUCAAAUCCCAUUGCCAGUUACUUUUACGAUGCUUUUAAAGGAUAUUCAAACCUAAAUCACUCCUGUCCCUACAACCAUGAUCUUGUGCUGGAUAAACUUACUGCGGAGUCUUUAAAUCAUCAUUUCACUAAAAUUCUACCUUUUCCACAGGCAGAGUACAUGGUGCACAUGAACUGGAUUGCCUAUAAUAUUAACCGAGCUGUCUUUAAAAUAUAUUUUGCAUUAACGUAAAUUAAAUUAGCUAUGGGGGCUAUCAGUACUUUUCAUGAAGAAUUUAUAUGCAAACAGCGUGGCGAGUUUCAGUCAAUUGCUCAUAAAGAAAACCAAGUUGGUCAAGAACUAAAUAUUUUGAUAUUGUCCAUCAAAACUGUUUUUAAACAUCAAUGUUCUAAUUUAAAAAGUGGACUUGGAUACAAAGAAUAAAAAUUCUGAAUGAGCAUUAAUUAGUAGUUGGUAAUU
Drosophila gunungcola (fruit fly) is the source of this 796-nucleotide messenger RNA. RefSeq lists its product as uncharacterized. The transcript is spliced from 4 exons. Bases 26 to 568 code for a protein of 180 amino acids. NCBI's taxonomy places the organism in Eukaryota, Metazoa, Arthropoda, Insecta, Diptera, Drosophilidae. The record is from RefSeq and is a predicted model, not a curated record.